Molecule: messenger RNA, 2375 nt
Organism: Tympanuchus pallidicinctus (lesser prairie-chicken)
Lineage: Eukaryota; Metazoa; Chordata; Aves; Galliformes; Phasianidae
Gene: SMAP1
Product: small ArfGAP 1
Exons: 11
Coding region: 113-1534 (473 amino acids)
Biological process (GO): regulation of clathrin-dependent endocytosis
Molecular function (GO): metal ion binding; GTPase activator activity
Source: RefSeq, a predicted model, not a curated record
GGGUGCUGGCGGCAGCCGGUUCCGCGCCAGGGCGGCAGCGCCGUGACUCCGGCGGUGCCCGGCCUCAGCCUCGCGCCGCCGCCUCGCUCGCGGGGAGCCGCUCGUCGCCGCCAUGGCUACCCGCUCGUGCCGCGAGAAGGCGCAGAAGCAGAACGAGCAGCACCAGGCCAUCCUGGCCAAGCUGCUGCGCGAGGAGGACAACAAGUACUGCGCCGACUGCGAGGCCAAGGGUCCACGAUGGGCUUCAUGGAACACUGGUGUUUUUAUUUGCAUCAGAUGUGCUGGAAUACAUCGAAAUCUUGGGGUCCAUAUAUCAAGAGUCAAAUCUGUCAACUUGGACCAGUGGACAUCUGAGCAAAUACAGUGCAUGCAAGAAAUGGGAAAUACUAAAGCAAGACUACUCUAUGAAGCGAAUCUACCAGAGAACUUUCGAAGACCUCAAACAGAUCAAGCCGUGGAAUUUUUCAUCAGGGAUAAAUAUGAAAAGAAGAAGUAUUACGAUAAAAAUGCAGCUAAUGCCUUCAAUAUAUCCUCUUCUGAUACUGCUCAACCUUUGGCAUCCUCUCCUUCUCUCCAGGCUGCUGCUGAGAAGAGCAAAGCAGAGAAGGAAAAAGAAAAAAAGAAAGAAGAGAAAAAGAGAGAGAGAGAAACAGAAAAAGCAUCAAAACAAGUAGCAGUUGAAAAGCCACAGAAGAAAGAGGAUCAGCAAUUAGAAGCCAAAGGAAGUCCAAAAAAGUCAUCAGAACCCACUAUUGACCUCUUAGGGCUUGAUGGUCCAGCUGAAACAUCAGUUGCAAAUGGAGGCACUGCUGCUGCUGCCACAGCAUUGAAUGAUGACUUGGAUAUCUUUGGCCCAAUGAUCUCUAAUCCUUUACCAGCAGCUGCUGUACCUCCCUCUCAGAGCACUUCUGCCAAACCAGCAGCUGCCACCUUGUCUGCAGCAGCAGGAGAUCUCGAUCUGUUCACUGAGCAAACAACAAAAUCAGAAGAGUCGGCAAAGAAACAGCUCUCCAAGGACUCCAUCUUGUCACUGUAUGGCACAGGAACCAUGCAACAGCAGAGUGCACCAGGUAUGUUCAUGGGCUCCUCCACUAUGCCAUUCACCACACAGCCAUCGACUCAUUUUCAAGGUUUCCCAGCCAUGGGAGUUCCUGUGCCUGCAGCCACCGGGAUGAUGGGAAGCAUGAUGGGACAAUCGGUGCCAGUCAUGGGGCAGAGCACAGGGGUGAUGGUAGGAAUGGGAAUGCCCAAUGGAUUUACUGGUACGACACAAACUGGUGUGAUAGGACUUCCUCAGAAUGUCGUUGGACCUCAAGGUGGAAUGGUGGGACAAAUGGUUACUCCACAGAAUAAGUACGGAUUGCAACAAAAUCAGCAAGCUCAAUGGAACCUCACCCAGAUGAAUCAGCAGAUGGCUGGAAUGAACCUCAGCAGCUCCAGCAAUGUGAUGGGCUUUGGGCAGCCCCCCAGCACAGUGGCGGGAUGGACUGGAAGCUCCUCGGGUCAGACUCUCAGCACACAACUGUGGAAAUGAACGUUGCAAUAGAGGUUUCACCCAGAAGAGCCACCUAACAUUCCUUGUCCAAAUGCAUUUACUUCCGCUGUUCUCUCCAUGGACAUACUUUUUCUUUUUCCCAGGCUGUUCAGAUUAAGAAUAUAACUGACUGACCGUGUUGUGGUCUGUAUUGAUUUAAAUUUGAUGUAGUGAAAAGCAGAUCAAGAACACAUUUAUAUAUCACUGGCAACGUUUUCAUACAAUGCAUAUGAUUUCAUAGACCAUGUAUUUAAGAAGCUGCUUAACCAUGUAUUGUUUUUUUCCCCUCAAAAUUCUAGAUCAAAUGGUUUGCAUUUAAGGGACGUAGCUAUCAUGUUAGUAAUAUCCAAAAAUAUAAACCCCCGAUCCCCCCCAAAAAUUACCCAGUAAUCCUGUAGAAGGUACUGUAUGAACAAAUAUUUAAUCAUAUAUAAAUAGAAUGUAAAUGUAUCACAGCAAUGUUUUCUAGUGUAUCAAACAAAUUUUGUUUCAUCAUGCAUUUCACUGUGACGUUAUUAUGGUGUGCAUAACAGGGAAUAUGAUCAUUGAAAGGAAGAUAAACCUGGAUGUUACUCUAGUCCUACAAAUUAAUAGUCUAUUCUUUUAAAAAUGAGCAUUUGAUCCAUUUGAGUUUCCUGUGCUAAAGCACCCAAGCGGGCUCGCGAGGCAUGUAUGCAGUAUUAAUGCUGAGAACUGGUAUGCAUACAAGGUAACUUGGUGUGAACAGAUCCAUCUUUCCUUGCAGAAAUAUCCAGGUUUAUGACAGUGAUUGUGUUUACAUUUUAUGGUGCCUCAUAAUGAUAAAAUGUUAUUUCCCUAUAUUAAAAAGAUGAAUCCGUAA